Molecule: messenger RNA, 621 nt
Organism: Phytophthora infestans T30-4
Lineage: Eukaryota; Oomycota; Peronosporomycetes; Peronosporales; Peronosporaceae
Exons: 1
Coding region: 1-621 (206 amino acids)
Cellular component (GO): cytoplasm; membrane
Source: RefSeq, a predicted model, not a curated record
AUGCGUCGAUUUCGCGUGAGAUAUGAUCGAUGGCUUCGUGACUCUCCGUUGCUGACGAAAGGCGUGACCUCGGCCAUUCUCUUCGGUCUCGGAGACAGAAUCGCGCAACGGAUCGACACGAACUCCGCCGAUACAGACGACCGUCGCGGACUCGAGCAGACGGCGCGUAUGAUGCUUUGGGGUGGAGUUUUGUUCGCCCCUAUCGGCCACGUGUGGUACAAUUGUCUGGAGAAGGCGGUUCGUGGCAAGGGAACGGCUGCGGUCGCUAAGAAGAUCGCGGCGGAUCAACUCAUCUUCUCCCCACCACUAUCAUUAACAUUCUUCACGUACGCUGGAGUUUCUGACGGUAAGCCUUUGCGUGAAACAGUGGAGAGUGCAGUAGCUAAAUUGCCGCCGACACUCGCUGUGAAUUGGACCGUGUGGCCGCUGGUGCACGUGUGCACCUUUGGCUUUGUGCCGUUACAGUACCGGAUUUUGUUUAUCAACGCGGUGAAUAUCGGUUGGUCAGCCUUCCUGUCCCGAAUGGCAACCAACGAUGAUGGUCAGGUCUCAAAUGCUCCCAAAAUCGAAGACUUCCUCGUGCAGCAGAUGGAGGAGUCGGAGGAAGCAGCACGAGCUUAA